Molecule: messenger RNA, 312 nt
Organism: Hevea brasiliensis (rubber tree)
Lineage: Eukaryota; Viridiplantae; Streptophyta; Magnoliopsida; Malpighiales; Euphorbiaceae
Product: 14-3-3 protein homolog
Exons: 1
Coding region: 1-312 (103 amino acids)
Biological process (GO): signal transduction
Cellular component (GO): cytoplasm
Source: RefSeq, a predicted model, not a curated record
AUGGCUAAACUUGACAAGUUUAUCUACGUUGCCAAGCUCUUUGAGCAGGUGGAGCGCUACGAUGAGAUGGUGGAUGCCAUGAAAAAUGUGGCUAAACUUAAUGUGGAAUUGACAGUUGAAGAGUGCAAUUUGCUAUCAGUUGGGUACAACAAAAACUUUCAAAGGUUUAUCCUCUUAACUCUAAGACAUGUUGAGAGAUUACAAUUACCUGCUUUAAUAGAGAGGAUAGCAUCAUGCUUUAAUUCAUUAAUUGUCUAUCAAUUGUCGUUGUUACUGAGAGACAAGCAGAAGGUGGAGUCUGCCUUCAUGUAA